Messenger RNA from Ziziphus jujuba (common jujube), 1225 nucleotides. RefSeq lists its product as uncharacterized. Lineage: Eukaryota; Viridiplantae; Streptophyta; Magnoliopsida; Rosales; Rhamnaceae. The record is from RefSeq and is a predicted model, not a curated record. The coding region runs from base 201 to 860 and encodes 219 amino acids. The transcript has a single exon.
CCAGGCAAAGGCAAGUUGGUUGACUAACUAACUAAGCAGUAAAGGGCUCUCUUCCCUGCUUAUAUAUAAGUCCGCCAUCGCUCCUUUAGCUAAUGUAGUAAAGCAAGUCCUUCUCAGACUCUCAAUUCCAUUUCUUUUUCCAAUUCUUCUUCCCAAAAGUUCCCUCUCAUAAGAAAAAAGUUCCUUUUCUUGGUACCACCAUGUAUAACUUCAAGCAUUCAAACAUUCAAUCACCAAUUCAGCUCAGCCAAUCCUGCAAACCCAAGAAAGCCAUCAAACUUUUGCUCUCAUUCUCUCUGUUCUCUAUCAUAUUGUCCUGCUCUUCAUUAUUACUACCUUUCAUCCUUCAUUCUUAUGCAUUUUCCAUGCAGUUUUUUAGGUACAGCUUAAAUAAGAACUACAUGUUCCUAGUCUGCAAUGGACUACUUGUAUUCAUAGUCAAGAGCUCUGGUCUGAUUGGGAAUUCUUCACCAGGCUCUACUUUUAACAAUGAUACACAUGCUAUGAAGAUUGGUAAGAAUAUUCACCAAACGGAGCUUAAGUUGGAGCAGACAAAAGCUUCAACACCAUGUUCAGAGAAAGAGGUUGUAACACCAUGUUCAGGGAAAGAGGUUGUAAUGGAAGUUGAAGAAGAAGAAGGAAGAUCAGAAACCAGGCAAGUGGUCGUAGUUAAAGGAGAAGAAGAGCUUUCCAUUAAUCAAGAUGAAGGAGAAAAUGGAUUGAUCAAUACCGCAGAUGAUCGAAACGAAGAAAGGAUCGAAUCGCUGACUACAGAGGAGUUAAACAAGAAAUGUGAAGAUUUUAUAAGAAGAAUGAAAGAAGGAAUCAAAUUUGAAGCUCAACAGCUUGUCAUGGUUUAAGUGUCAGUAAAACACUAGAUUAUUAGGCUAAUAUGUCACUAAGAGUCUCCAACUAAUCUUGGUUUCUUUCCCUUCCUUUUCUUUUUUUCCUGAGGUGGGUUAGCGGCAGAGUGCCUCUUUGAUGUUGCUUUUUUCUUUUUUCUUUUUUUAAACCUUUUUUUUUUUUUCUCCUGAAAUUUGUGUAGAAUAUUUACUGUUUUAGGAGUUUCUUAGUUAUGUUCAUCAAUGUUCCAACUCAUGUAGAAUAUUUACUGUUUUAGGAGUUUCUUAGUUAUGUUCAUCAAUGUUCCAACUCAUGUUACAGUUGGAAGUUUUAGUUGCAAUAAUUUCUAUCCAUAAUGCAAUUCGAAUGAAAAUUUUGAUUA